This is a messenger RNA of Exophiala spinifera, 2187 nucleotides long. RefSeq lists its product as uncharacterized. Bases 1 to 2187 code for a protein of 728 amino acids. Gene Ontology annotation, biological process: protein deubiquitination. The transcript is spliced from 4 exons. Lineage: Eukaryota; Fungi; Ascomycota; Eurotiomycetes; Chaetothyriales; Herpotrichiellaceae. Gene Ontology annotation, cellular component: nucleus; cytosol. Gene Ontology annotation, molecular function: cysteine-type deubiquitinase activity; cysteine-type endopeptidase activity. The record is from RefSeq and is a predicted model, not a curated record.
AUGUCAUCCUUCUUUGGGAAACUAAAGAGCCAGAAUGCUCCCGCACCAGCGGUGGGCACCACCCCGAUGAAGAGGGAUCCAAAUGCGCCCGUCCCGACCCCUCUAGAGCGCAUGCUGAAAAAUGCUGGUCCUCUUCGCAACGAUGGGAGUGAUAAAUUCUUUGGCAUGGAAAACUUUGGAAAUACCUGCUACUGCAAUUCCAUCUUACAAUGUUUAUAUUAUUCGGUCCCUUUCCGAGAACAUGUUCUCUCGUACCCACGUCACUCUACGCCCGAGUCCAUCGCCGAAGCACAAGCUCAUGCGCCACCACGAGUGACUCCCAGUCAAGCAAAUGGAGCAGCGAAGAAGCCGCCAGGGCCCAGCUCCUCACGAAAUGCGGGUGCUCCGCCACAGCAGCAAAAGCCCGAGGACAAGGAUUCGCCUGAGUAUAAGAAGAAACAAGCCCUUGCGGCAGGUCCCAUACUGAACAUGAGCUAUGGAAACGCGCGGAGCUAUGACAUGCCCGAGAACCUUUUCACCACUCUCAAGGACCUCUUUGAAGCCGUUGUUGUGGACAGAAACCGAAUGGGUGUGAUCAGUCCCAUCAAGUUCCUAAACACACUCCGCAAAGAGAACGAAAUGUUUAGAUCGGCCAUGCACCAAGAUGCUCACGAGUUCCUCAAUCUUCUACUGAACACAGUGCUUGAAAAUAUUGAAGAACAUGAUAGGACCCUGAAUGCUCAAAAGUUGAUUGAGCAGACUCAACUCCCCGUGGAAGAGCCCGAAAGUAUGAUAACGAAGAACGACUCAGCAACAGUUUCUUUCCCUCCUGUGUUACCAACUCCGACGACACACUCAAACACGCGCUGGCUGCACGAGUUGUUUGAAGGCACCUUAACGUCGGAGACACGGUGCCUAACCUGUGAAAAUGUUUCGCACCGUGACGAGCCAUUUCUAGAUCUGUCUGUGGAUUUGGAACAGCAUUCAUCUGUUACCGCUUGUCUCCGCAGAUUCUCUGAAGAAGAGAUGCUGUGUGAGCGGAACAAGUUCCAUUGUGAUAAUUGUGGGGGCCUGCAAGAGGCCGAGAAGCGCAUGAAGAUCAAGAGAUUACCAAGGAUUUUGGCUCUGCACCUCAAAAGAUUCAAGUAUACUGAAGACCUCCAGCGGUUACAGAAGCUGUUCCAUAAAGUCGUUUACCCCUACCACCUCCGACUCUUCAACACCACCGAUGACGCCGAAGAUCCGGACCGAAUAUACGAGUUAUAUGCUGUCGUCGUCCACAUUGGUGGAGGCCCCUACCAUGGUCAUUACGUCGCCGUCAUCAAGACUCAGGAUCGAGGUUGGUUGUUGUUUGACGAUGAAAUGGUGGAACCCGUCGACAAGAACUUUGUCCGCAAUUUCUUCGGAGACAAACCUGGACUUGCCUGCGCUUAUGUUCUAUUCUACCAAGAAACCACUAUCGAGGCCAUUCGAAAGGAACAGCAGAUGGAAGGCAAGCGACGUGCUUCCCAGGAUCUCCCUAACGGACUUGCCUCCGACGCUAGACACUCAGCCGAACUACAUCGGAUCCAGACGGUCAAUCCCAUGGCGUCGCCCGAGAGCGUGAGUAACGAUGGUAAUCAUCACUACGCGACACUUGACCAUGCCAUGACAGCACCAGAAUUCAUGCCGAACGGUCACGUUCAGCGCCCGCAAUCCCCGACCUUGACUUCGGAUAGGCCAGUCAGUCCAGUCAUCCAAAGCAAAAAGGAAAAGGCAAGAGAAGAAAAACUUCGCAAGGCGACCGAGAAGCAGGCUGAAAAAGAGAGACAAGAGGCGGAAAGACAACGUCGGAAAGACUUGGCGGCAAAGCUGUCAGAAGCACACAAGAAGCAAGAGGCCGAGCUGAAAGCUGCCUUGGAAGCCAGCAAAGCUAGCAAAGCCGAGGAAGACAAGCGCCACGCCCUUGAACGCAGCACCACUUCACCCAACGGGAGCCAUCACUCUGGCCUUGACCGGUUCAAGCGCUCGAAGAGUCUACGGUUCGGAUCAUUGACGAAACGAGAUAAACCGUACCCGAAGCCAUCGGAUGAGAAUCUCGCAACAUCGUCGGCGUCAGCAGAGACGGACACCCCCGACCUUGAGAAGGACAACCACCAGGAUAGUCCACCUAAGGAAAAGAAAAAUCGAUUCAGUAUUCGGAAAAAGUCAUUUGGCAUGUUGUCUUGA